Molecule: messenger RNA, 7364 nt
Organism: Python bivittatus (Burmese python)
Lineage: Eukaryota; Metazoa; Chordata; Lepidosauria; Squamata; Pythonidae
Gene: KLHL24
Product: kelch like family member 24
Molecular function (GO): protein binding
Source: RefSeq, a predicted model, not a curated record
UGUUAAAUGCAUUUUAAUGAAAUUUUAAAUGUAUAUGGAUUCUUCUCCGUAAAAUCUGCAAUACAGGAGGGGAAAUCCUUUGAUAUUGUUAUUUGGCUAGAGAAAAUGAUACUAGUGGUAAUUUCUUCUGUUGCUAGCACGAAAUAGACAAAUAACACAGAUCAGAACACCAUUAGUGUUGUCGAAUGCCUUGUUUAUGCAUCGAGGAAGGAAGUAGAGUUCAUCAGGAGGUGGAAAACAAUAUGCGUGGCGGCGGGGGUGGGUGAGGUGCAUGAAGCGGCUUUCCUUCUUGAUCACUUCUUUAAAACACGUAAACGUGGAUUUGCACUGUUGGCGAGAGGAUUGGGAGCAACGAGCAAACAGUGAUUUCGACGACUUGUGAAAUUGUGCUAGAUUUUCUCUUCUUUUAAGGGACCUUUCUUAUUUCGAAGUUUAAAUAGUUCUAUUAAUUACAUAUUCUUUUCGCUUCCUCUUUCUCGCUUCCAAGUAGUUCGGCUAGUGGUGGGACAUCUAUUUCUGUUUGGAAUGAUUACGGAACUUGUGGCCAGCAGAUUUGGGUUAUUUCUGAGACCGUCAGAAGAUUCUCCCAUUGUUCCUCCCACACACACACACACACAACUGCUUUACAGUAGCAAUAACUUCUGUUUGUUGACUCUUCUACGCUUAGUGGCAAAAGCACAUUCUGAGAAAUAGUCCAGGCAAUCGCCCCUUUCUCGGGCGCAUCGAUACAUUCCCGGGAGAUCAAUCCCGGUGCCUAGAAUUCCCUCCCCCACCAAAUGAGGCGCUUGGCGAAGUGGCUGUUGGCUGGUCUCUCCACUGGACUAGACCAGUUUUUCCGGAGGGGAGGACAGAAGUAGCUUCAAAAACCUUUAAGCCGUCGGCGCUUUUUUAAAGGAAAUAAACAUAACUGCUACGAGAUAUGUGAGGAACAAAAAGGAAAAAGAAAAGGAAGGAGAGGCUGAGAAGUAGGAACCUAUCUAAACUACUCUUUUCCAAGCUGAUUCUCCCUCCCCAAGAUGGUACAGUUUUCUUCUCCAUCUUGACAACUAAAGGAAAGGGUGGGAAAGGUCGAUGCUGAUUGGCGCACACACGAGCCGAAGACGAAGGAAGAAGUGAGCGUGCUUGAAAAAUUACAUUCUCUAAUUGGACAUAAAAUGCGGGGAGGCGGGGCCUGUCCCCUGCUGUGUUCGGGGUGAAGGUGAACUGGAGGAUGUGAUUGAGAUCGCGCGCGCUCGCCUGACGGUUGCUCGGGUUCGACUCGAGGCCAGUUGUGUAACUGCUGCUGGCGCUGACAUGGAGUUAAGAGGCGGUUAUGUUCCUUUAAGGCUUCUAAGUAACUUAUCUGUUAGCGCGCGCGCUCACACACACACACACAGUCUACGUAGCGCUCUCGCAGCCUGAGCCACUUUUUCCAGAUGGCCCUCAAGGAGAUCACUUCGGGAAGCAACGUGGAAUUUCAUUUACCAAGCCACAUUCACACCCGAUCCUUACAAGCACGAAUUCAAAAGUGUAACUUGGUGACAUCGAAGUCAUCCCGAAACCAUAAAUGGGUCCACGCACACUGUUUACCAUGUGCAGAGCUACAUUUGGGUAAGGUGGAAGCCCGCACCAAAAGAAGAUAUUCAUGAAUCUAUUCUCCAUGAUUGUAUAAACAGUUGAUGUAACAAUGGUACUAAUACUGGGCCGCAGAUUGAACAGAGGGGAUAGCCGGGUCCAAGAAUCCCCAGUUACCAAACGUAAAGUUUUUGAAAUGGACCCAAAGGCUUUAUCAUGCCAUGAAUUCUUUGAUUUUUCUUCUGGAUCAUCCCAUGCUGAAAGCAUACUUCAAAUCUUCAAUGAAUUUCGUGAUAGUCGCUUGUUCACAGAUGUAAUAAUCUGUGUUGAAGGCAAAGAAUUUCCCUGUCAUCGUGCUGUUCUUUCAGCUUGCAGCAGCUAUUUCAGAGCUAUGUUUUGCAAUGAUCACAGAGAAAGUCGGGAGAUGUUGGUAGAAAUCAAUGGAAUUUUUGCUGAAGCCAUGGAUUGCUUUUUACAAUAUGUAUAUACAGGCAAGGUAAAAAUCACAACAGAUAAUGUGCAGUACCUCUUUGAAACAUCAAGUCUCUUUCAGAUAAGUAUUUUGCGUGAUGCAUGUGCUAAGUUCCUGGAAGAGCAGCUAGAUCCUUGUAACUGUCUAGGAAUUCAACGUUUUGCUGAUACACAUUCUCUGAAAACACUCUUUACAAAAUGCAAAAAUUUUGCACUGCAAAAUUUUGAGGAUGUGGCCCAGCAUGAAGAAUUUCUUGAGCUUGGAAAAGAUGAACUUAUUGAUUACAUUUGCAGUGAUGAACUAGUAAUAAGCAAAGAGGAAAUGGUGUUUGAAGCGGUUAUGCGCUGGGUUUACAGAGCUGUGGAAUCCAGGCGCUCAGUUCUCCAAGAAAUUCUCACACAUGUGAGAUUGCCUUUGUUACAUCCUAACUACUUUGUUCAGACAGUGGAAGUAGAUCAGUUGAUCCAAAACUCACCUGAAUGUUACCAACUGUUGCAUGAAGCAAGAAGGUACCAUGUCCUUGGAAAUGAAAUGAUGUCUCCAAGAACUAGACCGCGAAGAUCAACUGGCUACUCUGAAGUUAUAGUUGUUGUUGGAGGUUGUGAGCGUGUUGGGGGAUUUAAUUUGCCAUAUACAGAAUGUUAUGACCCAAUGACAGGAGAAUGGAAAUCACUGGCUAAAUUACCAGAAUUUACAAAGUCUGAGUAUGCAGUUUGUGCUUUGAGGAAUGACAUCCUUGUUUCAGGUGGAAGAAUCAACAGCCGUGAUGUGUGGAUUUAUAAUUCUCAACUUAACAUUUGGAUCCGAGUUGCUUCUCUAAAUAAAGGGAGAUGGCGUCAUAAAAUGGCUGUUCUCCUUGGUAAAGUGUAUGUGGUAGGGGGAUAUGAUGGGCAAAAUCGGCUGAGCAGUGUGGAGUGUUAUGACUCAUUUUCCAAUCGAUGGACAGAAGUCGCUUCUCUGAAAGAAGCUGUGAGUUCUCCAGCAGUUACCAGCUGUGUAGGCAAACUGUUCGUGAUUGGUGGAGGUCCAGAUGAUAACACAUGCUCUGAUAAGGUUCAGUCGUAUGAUCCUGAUACUAAUUCUUGGCUACUUCGUGCAACAAUCCCCAUUGCAAAGAGAUGUAUUACAGCUGUAUCAUUAAACAAUCUCAUUUAUGUUGCUGGAGGACUCACAAAAGCAAUAUAUUGCUAUGAUCCAGUUGAAGAUUAUUGGAUGCAUGUGCAGAACACAUUUAGCAGACAGGAAAACUGUGGCAUGUCUGUGUGUAAUGGGAAAAUCUAUAUCCUUGGUGGGAGAAGAGAAAAUGGAGAAGCCACAGAUACGAUUCUUUGUUAUGACCCUGCAACAAGCAUCAUUACAGGAGUAGCUGCCAUGCCCAGGCCAGUAUCAUACCAUGGCUGUGUGACUAUUCACAGAUACAAUGAUAAGAAGAAUUUUUGAGUAAGAAAUCAGGCUCAUAUUACUGCCAGGAUUUGUAGGAUUCAUUUUUUAAAAAAAGGAACACUGCCUUUUCCAAAGUGUCAUCUGGAAAGGAACGUUGUGUUUAAAGUCUGAAAUGUAAUCAAACAUGAUUGUUAAAUAUUUCUCAUAGCUGUGAUUUCUAACAUGUUCUGAAAUCAUUAACAGUUGAUGUUACUAAACAGAUCAUGCUCAUGUUCAUAUUGUAAUUUUUUCAUGUUUAUUUCAAACCGUUUUAUCUGUAUUUUUCAUAUUUUUUAAUGUGAUAAGUACUGUUUACUGUCAAAGACAUGUGAAAAUUUAAGUUUGUAUCUGUGAUUAUGUGUAAAUGUUUUAAGUAAUAUUAUUUGCCUUUUUCAUUUUAUUUCAUUAAUUGGACUUAUAUUUAUAGAACUGCUGUUAGAAUAAUUUUUAAAAUAUUUGAAGAUCUGAACAAUGAUAUAAGCCUAUGUUGACUUUCAUUUUCAUGAAAGACUUUUAAUCAGAAAGCAUUUUAAAAAAUAUUUAGGUCCAUCUGUAUGUAGGGUCAUUCAGUUAAGGAAGUGUUUCAUUUUUCUAGUAUAUGGUAUGUGAUUACUUUUCAUUUUACUUCUAAAUGAGAUCUUAAAACAACUUAGCUAAAUCUUCAGAAUUCCCAUCUGAAAUUAAGCAUAGUAAGGCUCACAUCAUAGUUGCCGAUUAGAAGUGUCCCAAAGAAACCAUAAUUAAGACUCUGUCACUCAUUAUACCAGGUCUCAGAAUUGUUCCCAGAUUGGUAAAUAGCAACUUUAGAUUAAAAAAAAAAUCCAAGUGGUAAGGAGCUUUUGUUUUAAGAUACAAUAGAACCAACAAAAAGCAGUUGAUUAAUCAUUCUUUGUCUUCCAUUAAAGAAUGAAAACAUCUCCCAUGUAGCUGUUACUAAUAUUUUCCAGAUAGCCACACCUAUGUUAUGAAUAAUUUCUGAAUUCUACUUUUUCUGUAGCAUACCCUGUACAACUUGAAUAAAUUUGACAUAUUUAAUUUAGUGUAGAAAAUACAUAUUAAAGACAUGAUUUCUAGGCACAAAAAUGAUAAGUAUACAUGUAACCAGCACUGUUGUGUUGCAUGUUCCUGUGGUCAGCAGUUGUAUGACCAUAAUAUGAAAAGCAUUUACAGUACAAGAACAUGCUUUACAAGGAAAAUUCACUACACCAUCUUCUAUGUCAAUGUUUGCUUCCUGAAUAUUUGCCAACUGUAUGAACUUGAAUAUAUAUAUAUGACAAGUGCUAUAUGUGCAUAAUUUGCUAUAUAUGAUUAUACUGCUCUGAAUAUUAUGAAUUUUCCUUAGACAUUCUCACAUAAGGAAGUUAUGUAUAUUAUUUUUACCUCUUCAUUUUUACAUCUGGCCAUGUUCAGCCAACAUACAGUUGCUUGACUGGACUGUGAGGCUUAUUCUCCCAUAUAAACUAACAUUUAAUCUUUCAGUGAAAUAGAUUAUCAGGAACUGAGUGAAGCAGGGUUCUCUGAAAUAUGCUUGAUUAAGUAGUUCUAGUUGAUUUUCAAACAGUCAUUAUGUACUAUGUGGCCUCAAAUUUCUGAAGCCUUGGAAUCUUACGUAACUGUACAUUCAUCAAACAUUUGUUUUAACAAGGGUAUGGCUCAAAAUUAAUUAUUUACUGAGUGCUUUAUCUUAUAUAUAUUCAUGUGUUCACAGUGGGUGCCAUUAUAUACUUUUAGUAUUGACUAUACUUCUAUUAUUGGAAGCAUUUGUGCUGCUGUGCAGUAGAUUUACAUGUUGUGAUUAUUCAAUAAUAUAUGAACUAACAGCCAAAUGAGUUUAGUUUCUGACUAGAGAAAUCCAGUCAAGCCCUUUUGUUCCAGCCGUGGAAGAAGAAUAGAUUUUCAUAGACAUCAAAGGGGUUGUUCCCUCUCUUGAUUCCACUGAGAAGCUAUUCUGUUAGUGAAAAGGAAUGCAUUGGAUUUCACUAAUAUCAUAAAAAUACAUUAAGUCAGAGGUGGACAACCUGCUGCCUUUGAGUCCCCUUUUGCAGCCCACAAAAUCUCUGGCCAUUAUUUCUGAAAACUGACAGCACUGUUUCCUGCCAUUUCAAGAUUAGGAGCAAAUGAAAACUACGGAGUAAGUCCCAAACCAAGUCCUAUCAGAGUUAAACAAAAUUAGGAACCCCAUGAAUUUCCCUGAAAACACACUCUUGUCCACAUAUGUGGUGUGAUCCCACCUGCUCUGCAGCCCUUUAUCCUACAAAAGCCAUUUUAGUGUGACCCUUGGCCAUCAAGGCUACUUCUGCAUGAAAUAUAUCACUUGACAGGUUUUUGUUAAAGCAGUAUCAAAGCUGUCAUUCCUAUUUUGAAUGUACAAAAGUUCACAAAUGGCAAGUGUUGAACCAACUGGAUAGACCCCAACUGCAGCUCUUUUUUUCUUGGCAUCUAUUUUGGAAGUGUUCCUUUUAAAAAUGAGACAUGCCUGGAUAAUGGUAUGGUAUGGUAUUUGCUUGCUUAUUUUCAGCUAUAGUGAAGAAAUAUUGUUUCCUUAAAACUUCUUUACAACUACAGUUUGGGUCAUAUUUGUUAUCCUAAUUAAUCACAAGAAAUUCCUGUUUCUAGUUGUGAAUGAAUCAAGCUGCAGCUAUCUAUCUGAAAAUGUCACCAAUGCAUGUCACCUGUUUAUACAGUUUGAUAUAUCAUGCCAAAUAAAUCUGGCUUGCCAUCUACAGGAAAUUUGCCCUAUUUUACAUGUUGGUUAUUCUACUCUAAUUUUGCAUGCCUGCUGUUUUUCUCAUUAGAGUCCAUUCAAUGCAAUUCAAAUGGACAAGCAGAAAAAAUCACCCAUUAGUUUUGUAUUUACAUAUUUCAGCAAGAAUCACUACAGAUAUAUAAUCUAUAUAUAGUUUACUUGAUUUUUUUGUAAUAUAGUGGAGCUUUUUUCUGUGACUUCAGCCACUGGCCUGCAUUUUGAUGCUGUCACAUUGGUUAAAUCAAAUAUACCCAAUAUUAGAUCUUAUAGAAAUAACUUCUAGUGAAUAAAGUUGCGAUCCCUAGAUAAACCUUUAGGGAUUACCUUAAUCUAACAGCUCCUUUCCUGAUCUGCAAUCUAUAUUAUAACACUGUACAGAGAGCUGGAUUCAAAGAGCAAAAUGUGGUUUGGAGCACAGACAAGUACAUACGUAGCAUCUAUCAGGAACAACUGCACCAAGCUGGUGAGAGACCUCAGAAAAAGAUGUGCAUUCCAAAUCCCAUUUAGUCUGUCAAAUCUGGAUCUCUAUGCAGCCUUACUGUAUUAUGUUUUAAUCUUAAUGUGACUAUAGUUCAGCUAUGGAUAUAGAAACAGUCACCCAUUGUCUGAUGACAGUUAUCCCAUACUAUAUUGAUUUAAUCUAGAAGCCCCAUAUAUAGCUGUACUUUUGUAGCACAGCAUUUGAAAAGUCCUUCUCAAAAACUCAUUAGCGCAAGGAAAACACAUCUUCAUAACCUUAAAGCAUCCUUUUGAAAGGCUUGUGCAAUUGCUUCAAAGGCCAUUUCCACCUGUAUGUGCAUGCACAGCUGCUUUACUUUGUUAGUAAGUCCCAGUUGAAGUUUCUGGGUAUGUACCAUGCACACUUAGGCAGCUGGGGAGCAGCCUGCAACUUCUUCAGAAGGCAGGGAUGACUGAGUGCUUUGAAGGGGCUUACACUUUAUUAUGCACUUCUGAAUGCUUUGUAAAAUCUUGCCAUGUUAUUUCAUCAGAGCUGUGGAUUCUGUGUUCUUAAUCAGGGAUCCUGCUAACAUACCUCAUUCUUUGAAAGAAAAAGCAUUUUCCUUUGGUCUUUUCAUUCCUAUAUGCAAUUCUGCCAUGUAUAAAAAGUGAAUGAUGUAAUAAAAGAAAAAAGCAAAAUAUUAUGAUGAUAUAAUAUCUGACUAAUUCUAU